Messenger RNA from Trematomus bernacchii (emerald rockcod), 642 nucleotides. RefSeq lists its product as uncharacterized. The record is from RefSeq and is a predicted model, not a curated record. Lineage: Eukaryota; Metazoa; Chordata; Actinopteri; Perciformes; Nototheniidae. The transcript has 4 exons. Bases 1 to 582 code for a protein of 193 amino acids.
AUGGAAAAUGGUCGAGUGCCCGUCCUCCCGCAGGAGAACCAGACAGGAAGGAGAGUCUCUGCACGCCAGAGGAGGCCUGCAGUCUGCAGACAGUGUCCCUGCUGCAGGGACGACCAGGUGCCACAUACAAAGCGCCGGCGCCCUGCCCGUUCUGCAGACCUUCCCCAGAAAAGGAAGCAGACCUCCGCGGCUCUUCCUCCUAAACCUGCUGACCUGCCCCCUGUCUCUAAUGUGGCCCCCAGCCCCCGGACCUCCACUGCUCCCCUGCACCUCGACAACCCUAUCAGGAUCCACAACCGCUCAGUCGAGGAGUACCAGCUCAUCUACCAUGAAGUUGUGGAUAACAUGCUGAGGUUCCCGAACGGUCUCCUGCGUCCAUAUAGUUUGGGUCUGGGUCGUCGUAUCAAGCAGAAGCUGUGGGAGCGACUGGACCGUCCGAUGUUCACAGAGACAGUGGAUGAAGAUGGUCUGGUCCAUGUGGACGUGUCCUACGGUGCUGGAGUCCAGCCUCCGCUCUUCAACGUGGAUGUUUCUGGUGAACCAGAGCCCGAAUAUCCACCAGCAAAAAGGGCAAAGCACUAAGACACACUCUCAUAAGCUGACAUGUCUAAAUAACACUGUGCUUUAAGUUUAGUUUAGUUU